Colletotrichum godetiae is the source of this 648-nucleotide messenger RNA. RefSeq names its product transporter sec22. Gene Ontology annotation, biological process: retrograde vesicle-mediated transport, Golgi to endoplasmic reticulum; endoplasmic reticulum to Golgi vesicle-mediated transport; vesicle fusion with Golgi apparatus. The record is from RefSeq and is a predicted model, not a curated record. Gene Ontology annotation, molecular function: SNAP receptor activity. Lineage: Eukaryota; Fungi; Ascomycota; Sordariomycetes; Glomerellales; Glomerellaceae. Gene Ontology annotation, cellular component: endoplasmic reticulum-Golgi intermediate compartment; endoplasmic reticulum membrane; Golgi membrane. The coding region runs from base 1 to 648 and encodes 215 amino acids. The transcript is spliced from 3 exons.
AUGAUCCGCUCAACCCAAAUAGCGAGGCUCGACGGCCUCAUGCUCUGCGCAUCCGUCGACGACGAGCAACAAGAAGCAGCCCUCUCCGAAGUCAAGUCGCAAAUCAAACAAGUCCUGCGCAAGCUCACCCGCAACUCGGAACCCCAAGCCAGCAUCGAAAGCGGCGCCUACAACCUCAACUACCUAAUGGACUCAGACAUAACCUUCAUCUGCAUAACAGACAAAUCCUACCCCCGCAAACUAGCCUUCACCUACCUCUCCGACCUCGCCCGCGAAUUCACAACAACCUACCCCGUCUCCCAGCUCCACUCCCCUUCCCUCCGCCCCUACGCCUUCAUGGAAUUCGACACCUUUAUCAACCGCACAAAGUCGACCUACUCGGACUCCCGCGCCUCCCAGAACCUCGACAAGCUCAACGACGAGCUGCGCGACGUCACCAAAGUCAUGACCAAGAACAUUGAGGACCUCCUCUACCGCGGCGACUCCCUCGACCGCAUGGGCGAGCUCAGCUCCCGCCUGCGCGACGAUAGCAAAAAGUACAGGCGCGCCGCUGUCAGGAUUAACUGGGAGCUGCUGCUGAAGCAGUACGGUCCCCUUGGUGCGCUGGGGUUCAUUGUCAUUGUCUUCUUUUGGUGGCGUUUCUUUUGA